UCCCGUUGCUGAGACCAUCUGCCAUGUCAAAAAUCAAACAGAAACCCCCCAGCUUCUUACAGCUGCAGCGGCUGCUGUAACAGUUCCCCGAGCUGCCCUUCCACCCUGCUCUUUCGUCGUCUUCGUCCCAUAUGCAUCAUCAAUCAUCACCCAUCGCCCUGUGCCCUGUUUUCUGAGCUUCCACCUCCCUUCUCCCUCGCGCGCUCUGUCCGGCCUCGUCUCACACACAUUCCUCCAUCCCCUCCAUCCCCUCCCUCCCCUCAUCUAUCCGCCCAACCGAAAGCCGCGCAUAAUCUCCGAAGCUAUGACUACCCUUGAACCUCGCCAACCUUACACUGACGAGGAGCUGCGCCAGCUCUACCCUCCACAGCUCAAGCUCCAACUCGUGCAGAUCCUCCUGCGCCACGGCGAACGAACUCCAGUAACCCCUCGUUUUCAGAACACUGGCCUUCCGCCAUACUGGCCUUACUGUCGUGCUGUCCGUCACCUUCGGUCCGCCGUCCUUGACCCUGACACGGGUGAAUACUCGUACCUUGACUGGAAGCGUCGUCUGGAAACAUUCGCCUCCAACGAUGACAGCCCGGUCAUCGCCGCCGGCCCCAAUGCCGAGCUUGAUGACAUCUGCGACAUGGGCAUGCUCACCGACCGCGGUCGAGAGACCACCCGUAAUCUUGGACGCCGCUUCCGUGAUCUUUACGUCCAACGCCUCGGCUUCCUCCCCGCCGACCUGACCGAUGCCGAGUCCCUCUACCUCCGCUCCACUCCGGUCCCUCGAGCUCUGGAGUCCCUUCAGCAGGCCCUGUCCGGCCUGUACCCGACGAAGCACCGAGCUCCCGACCUUCCUGCCUUCACUCUCCUCACUCGAGCACCUCAGGACGAGACCCUGUUCCCCAACGAUGGCAAUUGCCGCCGCUUCGCUGCCCUCUCGCGCGCCUUUGCCCAGCGCACUGCCGAGCGAUGGAACAACACCCCGGAGAUGGACUAUCUCAACAAGAAGCUCGGCAAGUGGAUGCCGAACGACGCCCGCAUCGCCGUGGAUUCUAAGCCGCGGUUGAGUGGCAUCAUGGACACAAUCAAUGCUACUCGCGCACACGGACCUCAAACGAAGCUACCCUCCGAAUUCUACGAUCCCAAGGCCAUUGCCAUAAUCGAGAAAAUCGGCGUGGAAGAAUGGUACAGCGGGUACGCCGAGAGCCAGGAGUAUCGCACCCUCGGCAUAGGAGGUCUGAUGGGCGAUGUCGUAGCUCGCAUGGUUGGAAGCGUGGAGCACAGUCCGGCGGACGGUGACUACGAAAUCAAGCAGCCAGAUGCUGCUCCCAAGCCCAUCCGAUUUGGAAUGAGCGGCUGUCACGAUACGACGCUGGCUGGUGUGCUGGCGAGCUUGGGGGCCUUCGGCCCUGACAAGUGGCCCCCAUUCACGAGCCACAUUGCCAUUGAGAUGUUCCAUGAUACGAGGAUUUCCGCAGUCGAUACUGCAACCAAGUCACCGGUUGCGCCGGUCCCCAAGGAUGGCAGCUGGUUAAGCUCGUGGUUCUCCUUCGGUCGGGCGAGUGCCCCGUCACCGGGCACUGCGCCCCCCGGCAUUGGUCGUAAGACGACUCCCGAGUUGACAGAUGCCGAGAAGGACAAGUUGGAUGGGUACUAUGUGAGGCUGCGGUACAACGACGAACCCGUGACGAUCCCCGGUUGCAAAGCCCCUGGUAACCACCUCGAAGGCGAUGAGUCUUUUUGCACUCUGACCGCGUUCAAAUCCAUCGUUGACAAGUACACGCCUGUCAGCUGGAGAGACCAGUGCCGCAUGAACGCCAACGCGCCCACCUUCCCGGCCAAGCCUGAGCCGGCAGGAUACUAAUUGAUGUUUGAACUGUUGGAUGACGCCAUGACAGAUACUGGAGUCGAGCCUUGGUUGGUAUAGCUUACAUGAUAGACCAGAAAGGAGCAAGGCCAUGCGGCUAUCAUAGAUCACCCUGAAGCGUGUAAGAUGUCACUUCUCACAUACUUGGAUUCUUCAAAUUUGUAUUCUUCUCAAGAGUCAUUGGUGCUCUGUGUCUCAUGAACCCAUUGCGUCAAGCCAGGAUAUGUGUACUGAGACGUAUGUAAGCAGAGGUGGUAGCAGCAAAGGGUGAUAUCGAUUGAGAGAAAGCAUCUAAACCAGCCUGUAUCACAAUCGGACUUUUGUCGACGUGAAAAUAGAACUGAGAACGG
This is a messenger RNA of Colletotrichum destructivum, 2205 nucleotides long. RefSeq names its product Putative histidine phosphatase superfamily, clade-2, histidine acid phosphatase active. Lineage: Eukaryota; Fungi; Ascomycota; Sordariomycetes; Glomerellales; Glomerellaceae. Gene Ontology annotation, biological process: dephosphorylation. The transcript has 2 exons. Bases 305 to 1852 code for a protein of 515 amino acids. Gene Ontology annotation, molecular function: phosphatase activity. The record is from RefSeq and is a predicted model, not a curated record.